Molecule: messenger RNA, 514 nt
Organism: Didymodactylos carnosus
Lineage: Eukaryota; Metazoa; Rotifera; Eurotatoria; Philodinida; Philodinidae
Source: the annotation of a GenBank genome assembly
GAAAUAAACACGUGCACAACAAAUUCAAAAUUACACGGUACUUAAAAUUUAAAGUCCCAAUAAAGAUGAUUAUGUAUUCGGUAUUGUUAUAAUACGUGGUACCGAUUUCUUUCUUAUUGAUAUUAAUAGUACAGAGUCAGCCAUACUACCCAUGCAAGCAUUUGAAAAUGGAUGUUGCGCAAAUCGAGUAAAAAUGAAUCGUCUAAGUAUUGUAUAUGCGCGUAUUAGUCGCGCUGAUUUGUGGUGGCAAACAGAGUUAGCAUGUUGUUCACCAAAUCCAAAUAAAAAAUAUAAUAAAUCAAACAUAUUCGGUGUCAUUGAAGACGGUUAUCUUAUAAUAUGCUCAUUGAAGUUGUGUUUAAAAUUGCGAAAUACAUCAUUAAUAUCGAGAUUAACAAAAAUCGUUAAAGGUUUCCAGAUAAUACCAUCUGUGAACGGUUUUAUAUGGUAUACGACAACGUCAACAAAUUCAUUGAUUGUUGUUAAAAAUAUUCUACUGAACAUGAAACAAUAG